This is a messenger RNA of Xenopus laevis (African clawed frog), 3382 nucleotides long. RefSeq names its product transmembrane protein 67 S homeolog (gene tmem67.S). Gene Ontology annotation, biological process: cilium assembly. NCBI's taxonomy places the organism in Eukaryota, Metazoa, Chordata, Amphibia, Anura, Pipidae. Gene Ontology annotation, cellular component: MKS complex; ciliary transition zone. Bases 73 to 3033 code for a protein of 986 amino acids. The transcript is spliced from 28 exons. The record is from RefSeq and is a predicted model, not a curated record.
CGUCCCUCACAGCCCAUAGCUCCUCCCAGUGUUUACCCUGAGCCGGCGCGGUGAAUUGUGGGUGUACAUGCCAUGGAGACGGAGAAGCCUCUGGGUCUCCGCGCUGCUUUAUGUGGGACUGUGGGACUGUGCUGUGCGGUGCUGCUGGCUGGAUUCUGCGGCCCUGGUUCCGUGCACAGCCAUUCGAUUCCUUUACAGCUGCCACGUGAUUGCGGAAUCCAACAAUAUUAUGACCCAACCAACCUCUCGUGUGUGCAGUGCCCGGACUUCCAGAGACCCAGCCAUUGGGGUACUUCAUGCAUAUGCCUGCCAGGCUACAGACGCAACUCCACAGGCGACUGCGAGAGGUGCCCCACGAGUCUGGGUGUGACAACAGACGGCUGGAGUUGUAUAAAAUGCCCCAGUGGGCUGAAUUCAAAUGGAAACUGCCACUGUCCUCCAGGAAGAAUUAUGGUGGAAAGAGAUGUCAAUGGCUCCUUACUGUCAGAAGCAGAAUGCAUUGACUGUGAUGGGACUGAACCUUCCUUCACUGCUCCCAACACCUUAGAAAAUAGGUGUGAACGGUGCCAUCACACGGUUAUCAACAGGAGUAACUCUUGCAGCUGUAACCAGCCAAAUAUUAUGACUGGAGGCAUAUGCUACAAUGCAGAAGGAAGCUUCCUGUCCAAUGCACUUCUGAAUGUUCGUUACAGCCAGCUGGGUUUGAUAUUGAGAUCAGAAUGGUUUUCCAUGCAUUUGCAAGCAUCGGCUGCGGCUUGCCUGACUUACAGUAAUCAAACAUCGUGCCAAGCUCUGGGGAACAUGUGUGUCAUGAACAUGCAUUCUACAAGUACUUCUAGUGCUGAUGCCUGUGGUCUGUUCCAGUACAUAUUUACAAGCACAGUAGGUCUAGGAGUUGUCCAUUCCCUUUCAUACUGGCGGACAAAUCUGCCAUGGCUCUUCUAUGGUGACCAACCUGGGCUGGCUUCCAGGACUCUUGUAUCCUCCCCAGUUCCCACAAGUUAUACGUUUAAAGAAAGUGAGGAGGUAGAAAAUACAAAACUGCAGUUUCUAGCAGCUGUGUAUGACAUUCAAGGGAACUUUAUAAAGUGGCAGUCAUUGGCUGGAGGAUUACUGCAGUUGUGUCCUGACACCAUGGCCAAGUUAGAUGCUGCAUUCAGUUUUGGAACAACUUAUCAACAUGACUGUGGAAUUAGUGUUUCUAAGCUCCUACACGACCAUCCCGAGCCUGUGUUCUAUGAUGUGUAUCUGGUCUACCCAGGGAAUGAGGGGCAGCAGAAUCUCCUGCCUGUACCUGUCCUGAACCUUAACCUCCAGUACCAUGAAAUGUUUGUUAACCAAGGAGACAACAUCAACAACUGGCUCUUGACUCGCCGAAUUUUCUUAGUGGAUACUGUUAGUGGCCGGGAAAAUUCUCUGGCCGAUCCUCCAAGGCUCAUUAGAGUUGCUAGCAAAAUCACAAUCAGCAUUAGACUUGUGCCUGACACUUACAAGGGGAUAAUUUACCCACCCCUGAUGACUGUGGAAUAUGCAGAUGUACAGCUGCAAAAUCCAGAGUCCCAAAUUGUAAAGGUUUCCUUUUCAGUAAAUUAUGAAAUGAGACUAUUGGACUCGAUGAAAAAAACUGACGUGGCGAUUGGGGUACUAGGGGGACUGGCUGUGCUUUGGUCUCUUCUGAAAACUGCAGCUUGGAAGAGAAGAAUUGGAAGCUCAUUUAUUGACUUGCAGACUGUGAUUCACUUUCUUAUAUUCUAUGCUGGGGCCUUGGCAGAUGUGUUUUUUCUCGUGACAUUUGGAACUGGACUUUAUUGGCUCAUUUUAUUUAAAGGGCAGCGGUAUGUUUCUGUUCUGUUACCAGUAUCUGAAGAAGAAUAUAACUUUGUUUCUUACGUCUGGUGUGCAUUUGCUCUAAAGGCUCUGCAGUUCCUGCACAAAAUUCUGUUACAGCUUUCAAUAGACAUCUUUUUCAUUGACUGGGAAAGGCCCAAGGCACGAACUCAACAUUCUGAAGGCAAGACAAAGAACAGUGGUGCACCUGUGAGCAUCUGGAGGAGUUACUUCAUAGCAAACGAAUGGAAUGAAAUUCAGACAGUGCGGAAAAUAAGUCCCAUCUUUCAAGUUUUGGCGGUUCUCUUCUUUUUAGAGAUCGUUGGAUUUAAACACCUGGCACUAAUGGAUCCAUCUUCUAGUCUUUCAAGAAAUGCACAGGAUUACAUGGCUCCCUGGAGCCGCAUUUUAAGAUACGGUGUGUCAACUGCGCUUUGGCUGGCUAUUGGCUGCUUGCAGGUCCUCUUCUUCUCUGCAUUUUAUGAAAGAUACGUGGAGGACAAAAUAAGACAGUUUGUUGAUUUAUGUUCGAUGAGUAAUAUAUCUCUGUUUAUUUUGAGCCACCGCUGCUAUGGAUAUUACAUUCAUGGUCGCUCUGUGCAUGGACAAGCAGAUACCAACAUGGAGGAAAUGAAUCUAAAUUUAAAGAGGGAGGCGGAAAACCUGUGCAGUCAAAGAGGAUUACAACCAAACUCAGAUAUUCAGACUUUUCAGAUUUCUAUUUCAUCUAGAGCAAGAACACAUUUUGACCAAAUCCAGGACAGUUUAACAAAGAGCCAUGGUCCCUCUAGACUAUUCCACUCAUCUCUCUCCACUUCUGACCUGAAUACCAGAGCCUACAAUAGCAUGAAUAAAUUCCUUAGUUCUUUUAUUGACCAUGCUUUUAAAGAAGUGGAUUACUUUGUGAAAGACAAAAUGCUUUUAGAAAGGCUGCUGAACAUGGAGUUCAUGGAACCAAUGGAUAAAAGCAUCUUUUAUAAUGAUGAAAAUCAUUCCUUCACCGAUGUCCUUUUUUAUGGAAACGAAUCGACUCUCCUCAUAUUUGAUACCUUAUUCUUCUGCGUUGUUGACGUUGCUUCACAAAACUUUGUUCUGGCUGCCGUCCUCACUUACCUACAGCAAGAGUUAUUCCGGCUGUUCCGUAAUGCGGUGGGGAAGAAGAACUUGGCUUCCAAAACCCUGAUUGAUGAAAGGUUCCUUAUCUGAGAAAAAAGAAAUGUGUUUCAAAAGCUCAACUGGGACAUUCCAAAGGCAGUAUUUUUUUUUAUAUGAAUUUAAAGAUAUUUUUGUAUCUUUUCAACUGGAUAAGAGUAUCUUAGUUCCAGAAAGUGGGCAUGUCAAGCUUUUUAGUCCAAAAUGAUAGUCGCGGACUCCACCGGAUGAAGUUAAAUACACGUGCGAACCAAUAUGUUAAAAUAAAUCCAUCUUUAUUGUGUAAUAUUUAAAAAUAGUGGGCAGGGGAUGAUUUACUCGCUGAAUUGACUUUAUCGUCACGAAACGCGUCGAGCAAAUCAUCCCCUGACUAUCCGUCGACUAUCAUUUUGUACUAUUUGUU